Molecule: messenger RNA, 1268 nt
Organism: Scleropages formosus (Asian bonytongue)
Lineage: Eukaryota; Metazoa; Chordata; Actinopteri; Osteoglossiformes; Osteoglossidae
Gene: rfc3
Product: replication factor C (activator 1) 3
Exons: 9
Coding region: 105-1175 (356 amino acids)
Biological process (GO): DNA-templated DNA replication; DNA repair
Cellular component (GO): nucleus; DNA replication factor C complex
Molecular function (GO): ATP hydrolysis activity; DNA clamp loader activity; DNA binding
Source: RefSeq, a predicted model, not a curated record
CCUGUCAGCGCGGGUCUGUUGACACUUCGUGGGAGAACCCAACGUGAAAGGAAUUGAGGUUCCUCCUCAUUUUUGCGUUAGUUUUGUAGAAUUAGAACAUUAAAAUGAGCCUAUGGGUGGACAAAUACAGGCCUACCUCCUUGGGGAAACUGGACUAUCACAAAGAUCAGGCAAACCAGCUGAAGAAUUUGGUACAAUGUGGUGAUUUCCCACACCUGCUGGUUUACGGUCCAUCCGGCGCAGGGAAGAAGACCCGGAUAAUGUGUUUAUUGAGGGAGCUCUAUGGUCCCGGAGUGGAGAAGCUUCGCAUUGAACAUCAGUCCAUUACGGCACCAUCGAAAAAGAAGAUUGAAAUCAACACUAUAGCGAGCAACUAUCACUUGGAAGUAAAUCCGAGUGAUGCUGGGACCAGUGAUCGUGUGAUUAUUCAGGAGCUCAUCAAAACUGUUGCACAGUCUCAGCAGAUCCAGUCCAGUACACAGAGAGAGUUCAAAGUGGUGCUACUGACAGAGGUAGACCGACUAACCAAGGACGCCCAGCAUGCCUUGCGGCGGACUAUGGAGAAGUAUAUGGCCACCUGCAGGCUUAUCCUGUGCUGCAACUCCACAUCCAAGGUCAUCUCCCCAAUCCGCAGCAGAUGCCUGGCUGUGCGGGUGCCACUGCCCAGUGUGGAGGAGGUGUGUGCUGUCCUGACCAGUGUGUGCAGGAAGGAGGGCCUAUUGCUUCCAGCAGAGCUAGCCAAGCAGAUUGCUGAAAAGUCAGGCCGCAACCUUCGCAAGGCAUUGCUCAUGUGUGAAGCUUGCCGUGUCCAACAGUAUCCCUUCUCAACAGACCAAGACAUACCUGAGGCAGACUGGGAGGUAUACUUGAGAGAGACAGCCAACGCUAUUGUCAGCCAGCAGAGUCCUCAAAGGCUUCUGGAGGUGCGUGCUCGACUCUAUGAACUUCUCACCCACUGCAUCCCUCCGGAAAUAAUCAUCAAGGGUCUGGUGUCAGAGCUUCUAAGUAACUGUGAUGGACACCUGAAGGCUGAGGUAGCCCAGAUGGCAGCAUAUUAUGAGCAUCGGCUGCAACUGGGCAACAAGGCAAUCUACCACCUGGAAGCUUUCGUGGCAAAGUUUAUGGCCAUCUACAAGAAGUUCAUGGAGGAUGGACUGGAUGGCAUGAUGUUCUGAUGUGUGCUCACCUCUUGCUUUUUCAUUUUCAUAAAAAAUCAUUUCACCUGGUAAAAAUUGGUUACUCAUUACAGCCCCUGGGGUGCUGGAACC